This is a messenger RNA of Olea europaea var. sylvestris, 2041 nucleotides long. RefSeq names its product cytochrome P450 94C1-like. The record is from RefSeq and is a predicted model, not a curated record. Gene Ontology annotation, molecular function: heme binding; monooxygenase activity; iron ion binding. NCBI's taxonomy places the organism in Eukaryota, Viridiplantae, Streptophyta, Magnoliopsida, Lamiales, Oleaceae. The transcript has a single exon. Bases 65 to 1591 code for a protein of 508 amino acids.
CAUUCUUUCUUGCCUCUUUCUCAGAUCCUUCCGCUUCUUCUCUCUCUAAAAUUAUUCUGUAACAAUGAUUUUUGAAGCUUUCACGUGGUUACGUUUGUUCUUGUUCUUCGUUACUAUAGCCUCUUUCUGUAUUGUCUCUCUCUCGGUUUUUGUUCUGAGAUUGAAGCCAUGGUGUAGUUGUGAAAUCUGUCAAUGUUUUGUCAGUUCAAGGUGGUCCUUGGAAUUCAGUAAUUUGUGUGAUUGGUACUCUCAUCUUCUGAAAAAAUCAAAAACUGGAACAAUUCGUGUUCACAUUCUUGGUAAUAUUAUCACUGCCAAUCCAGAAAAUGUUGAGUACAUGCUCAAAAAAAGGUUUGAUAAUUACCCAAAAGGCAAACAAUUUUCAUCCAUUUUGAGUGAUCUUCUGGGGAGAGGGAUUUUCAACGUGGAUGGCCAUUUAUGGAAGUUCCAGAGGAAAAUGGCAAGUCUAGAACUAAGCAAUCUUUCUGUAAAAUCAUAUGCAUUUGAGAUUGUAGUGUCUGAAAUUCGUUCCAGACUAAUUCCAUUAUUUUCCUCUUUUUCUGGUAAAGAAAAUGGUGUUCUUGAUUUACAAGACGUGUUUCGAAGAUUUUCAUUCGAUAGCAUUUGCAAAUUUUCAUUCGGACUAGACCCCGGCUGCCUAAAAUUGUCACUACCGGAUUCAGAAUUUGCAGUGGCCUUUGAUCUUACAUCAAAAUUAUCAGCUGAGCGCGCAUUGACGGUAUCACCAUUGAUCUGGAAAAUGAAAAGAUUUUUCAAUUUAGGCAGUGAGAAGAAACUGAGAGAAACCAUUAAAUUGGUUAAUGUCCUAGCUGAGGAGCUGAUCAAGCACAAAAGAAACAUGGAUGUCUCCUCUCAUGAAGACCUAGUGUCGAGAUUUAUGGCGAAUAUAGACGACGACAAAUUCCUCCGGGACAUUGUCAUAAGCUUUGUCCUGGCAGGUCGAGACACCAUUGCCUCAGCCUUAACCACUUUCUUCUGGCUAUUGUCAAAUCAUCCACAUGUCAUGCUGGCUAUUCGAGAAGAAUCAGACCGAAUAAUGGGGUCGAAAACUCAAGAUGUUGCGAGUUUUGAGCAAUUGAAGGAAAUGCAUUAUCUUCAAGCAGCAGUACAUGAGAGCAUGAGACUAUUUCCACCAGUUCAAUUUGAUUCAAAGUUCUGUCAAGAAGAUGAUAUUCUCCCAGAUGGUACGUUUGUAGCAAAAGGCACUAGGGUUACAUACCAUCCCUAUGCAAUGGGCAGAAUGGAAACAAUUUGGGGCCCGGAUUGCCUUGAAUUCAAGCCUGAAAGAUGGAUACAAGAUGGGAUUUUCAAGCAAGUAAAUCCUUUCAAGUACCCAGUAUUUCAGGCCGGGUUUAGGGUUUGUUUGGGUAAAGAAAUGGCAUUGGUGGAAAUGAAAAAUGUUGCUUUGUCUUUCAUUAGGCAGUUUGAUAUCCAAAUGGCUAACCCAAGUCACACUCUUAAGUUCACGCCGGGCCUGACUGCUACAGUCAAAAAUGGUUUGCCUGUGUUCGUACAAGGAAUCAAUGGUCGCACUCAAACUAUCAAAAACCUGGCUAAAAAUCAUCAGUGAUGAGACAUUUCUUGACUAAACAUCUUUUCAUCAAAAUCUACAAUCUCGUGACACAAUCUUCCAUGCUGCUAAACAAUAUUGUAUAUUCUAUUCAAUGAUUUCGCUACAUCUUAAAAUCUUGAUGGGGAUUAGGAAAAUGAAUGUCGGACGUAGAUGCAUUGAACCCAGGCCUUAUUCUCAUUGUUUAAACUUUAGAUAUUGUAGUUAGAAGCACGAGAAAACAAUUCAAUGUGCAGUGGAUAAGGUGGUGGGUUUAGGACCACAAGUUUCUGCAAUUCUCUAAUGUUUGUAAAAUUAUUUUGUUAACUUUGGAUCUCGAAGUGUCUUGAAAAUGUUGGAUUCACACUUUGAAAUUAUUAAUAUAUUAGAAUAUGUAUACUUUUAAGAAAACUUUUUUCAAGUAUAAUUAAAAACGUUUAGGUUGAAAAGCGAGCAUGUAUGGUCCUCAUG